Messenger RNA from Synchiropus splendidus (mandarinfish), 4002 nucleotides. It is a transcript of the gene eif4g2b, whose product is annotated as eukaryotic translation initiation factor 4, gamma 2b. Bases 1 to 2874 code for a protein of 957 amino acids. Gene Ontology annotation, molecular function: mRNA binding; translation initiation factor activity; protein binding. Lineage: Eukaryota; Metazoa; Chordata; Actinopteri; Syngnathiformes; Callionymidae. Gene Ontology annotation, cellular component: eukaryotic translation initiation factor 4F complex. The record is from RefSeq and is a predicted model, not a curated record. The transcript has 21 exons.
AUGGAGCCACCAAGCCUGUGCCACAGCCCCUCACACUUUACGCUGCACAGUACAGCAGUCAAGUUGCAGUCUUGCCACUGGCAGAGUCAGGCAGUACCGUUUUCCCCACCCCUCCCUAUUAUUCUUAUUCUUUUGAGUAUUCUUCAUUGCCAAGCCGCCAAAGUGGAGAGUGUGAUUGCAGAAGGGGGUGCUUCUCGUUUCAGUGCUUCUUCGGGGGGAGGAGGUGGUAGGGGUGCACCUCAGCACUAUCCCAAGACUGUCGGCAACAGCGAGUUCCUGGGGAAAACCCCAGGGCAAAGCGCUCAGAGAUGGGUUCCUUCACGAAGCACUAGACGAGAUGCCAACUCCAGCAACGAAAAAGAACGACAUGAUGCAAUCUUCAGGAAAGUGAGAGGCAUACUCAACAAACUCACGCCUGAGAAGUUUGACAAGCUAUGCCUUGAGCUCCUGAAUGUGGGCGUAGAUUCAAAACUCGUCCUUAAAGGAAUCAUCUUGCUGAUUGUAGACAAAGCCUUAGAAGAGCCGAAAUAUAGCUCACUCUAUGCUCAGCUAUGUCUGCGUUUGGCAGAGGACGCACCAAACUUUGAUGGCCCUUCAUCUGAGAUCCAAACAUCCCAAAAGCAGAGCACUACCUUCAGACGACUGCUGAUUUCCAAGCUUCAAGAUGAAUUUGAAAACCGUACCCGAAAUGUUGAAAUCUAUGACAAACAUGACAACCCUCUUACUUCUGAGGAGGAGGAGCAGCGUGCCAUUGCCAAGAUUAAGAUGCUUGGCAACAUUAAAUUCAUCGGGGAACUUGGCAAACUUGACCUCAUCCAUGAGUCUAUCCUUCAUAAGUGCAUCAAAACACUUCUGGAAAAGAAGAAGAGAGUCCAGCUCAAAGAUAUGGGAGAGGAUCUUGAGUGCCUCUGUCAGAUAAUGAGAACCGUUGGGCCGAGACUCGACCAUGAAAAAGCCAAGUCUUUAAUGGAUCAGUACUUUGGCCGUAUGCGAUCCUUAAUGAACAACAAGGAGUUGCCUGCGAGGAUCCGCUUCCUGCUGCAAGACACAGUGGAACUGAGAGAAAACAACUGGGUCCCUCGCAAGGCUUUCAUAGACAACGGACCAAAGACGAUUAACCAGAUCCGCCAGGAUGCUGUGAAAGAUUUGGGUGUCUUCAUUCCAGCACCCACGUCUCAAGGGAUGAGAAUGGACUUCUUCCUGGAAAGCCCCUUUAUGCCCAAUAGAAUGAAACUGGACAGGGAGACUCUUGGUGGAUUGGCAGACAUGUUUGGACAGAUGCCAGGCAGUGGGAUUGGCACGGGACCUGGUGUUAUUCAGGACAGGUUCUCACCCACCAUGGGACGCCAUCGCACCAACCAGCUCUUCAAUGGCCACGGAGGCCACAUCACUCCUCCAACCCAGUCACAGUUUGACAUUGGGCCCAAGUCUUUUGUGAAGUCAAACCAGGUUCAGAAUCAACAUUUCCUCAACCAGAACCAAAACCAACUGGUCCAGCAGCAGACCCAGUCCAAGGAGAUGCCACCACGUUUCAGCAAGAAGGGGCAACUCAACGCUGAUGAGAUCAGCCUCCGACCUGCGCAGUCAUUCCUCCUGAACAAGAACCAGGUACCCAAGCUCCAACCUCAGAUUCCCAACAUGAUGCCUCCAAGUGCUCAGCCCCCGCGCACUCAAACCCCUCCUCUGGGCCAACCUCCACAGCUUGGCUUGAAGACCAACCCUCCUCCUAUUCAAGAAAAACCUCAGAAAACGAGCAAGAAACCUCCUCCCGCAAAGGAGGAGCUGCUUAAAAUGACGGAGGCGGUCAUGACUGAGUACUUCAACAGUAACAACCUGAGUGAGGCCGUCGGUGGUGUGCGUGACAUGAAGGCACCCAAGCAUUUCCUGCCCGAGAUGCUGAGUAAGAUCAUUGUGUGCUCCUUGGACCGACCCGAUGAGGACAAGGAGCAUGCCAGCUCCCUGAUUCACACACUUCGCACUGAGGGACUCAUCACUGGAGAGAACUUCAUGCAGGCGUUCCUUAACGUCCUGGAUCAUUGCCCUAAGAUUGAGUUGGACGUGCCUCUGGUGAAGUCCUACCUAGCCCAGUUUGCAGCACGUGCUGUCAUCGCAGAGCUAGUGAGCGUCGCGGAGUUGGCUCACCCUCUGGAGAACGGAACCCAUUUUCCACUCUUCCUGCUCUGCCUGCAACAGACAGCUAAGCUGAAGGACCGUGAGUGGCUCACCGACCUCUUCCAACAGAGCAAAGUCAACAUGCAGAAGAUGCUUCCAGAGAUUGAUCAGAACAAAGACCGCAUGUUGGAGAUCCUGGAGGGAAAAGGUCUGAGCUUUCUCUUCCCACUCCUGAAGCUGGAGAAGGAGCUGCUGAAGCAGAUCAAAGCAGACCCAUCGCCACAGUCCAUCUACAAGUGGAUCAAGGACAACAUCUCUCCCAAACUUCACACCGACAAAGGUUUCGUCAACAUUCUCAUGACCAGUUUCCUGCAGUUCAUUGCGCAGGAGCUGUGCAUGGUGGAGGGUGAUGAACAGCUCUCUGCUCCCUCCAAAGAACAACUGGACCAGGAGAAGCAGCUGCUGCUGGCCUUUAAACCCGUCAUGCAGAAGUUCCUGCACGACCAUACGCAGCUGCAGGUCAGCGCCCUCUAUGCCCUGCAGGUGCACUGCAACACCAAUGGGUUCCCCAAAGGCAUGCUGCUGCGCUACUUUGUCAACUUUUAUGACAUGGAGAUCAUAGAAGAAGAAGCCUUCCUCGCCUGGAAAGAAGACAUCACUCAAGAAUUCCCUGGAAAAGGAAAAGCUUUAUUCCAGGUCAACCAGUGGCUCACGUGGCUGGAGACAGCCGAAGAGGAGGAGUCAGAAGAAGAAGCAGAUUGAAGAGUAAAAAAGCGAGUAGAAGAGUCGCGGUGGAUGAGAUCAACUGUUGAAUACUACACUCGCUUCUGUUGUUUUACUCCAAGCCUCAGUAAAGUACUACCACGUGGCGUUAAUCUGCUUCUGUCUCGCGCAUCUAAAACGAAAGCUUGUACCUGUGUAGGGGCCUCACGCGCCGUCACCUGCAUCCAUGACGACUGCGCGUCACCUGCUGCCUCAUGGAUCUCAGAGUACGACUGGCUCCUGACCAGCUACAUGACUUGUUGAUGCUCAGCCAGUUAUUUUUGCAUCAACUGUGUUAGCGUGUCACGUUGCUCGCACUGCUAUACAGCUCUUCUUUUGUUUCCACUCUUGUUUCUUUCUGCUUCAAAUCCCCCACCUUUAGGCAGCAGGUUUGGCAUCGGUGUCGAACUGUAAAGCUAUUGACAGGAUUCUGAAGAGAAUUACAAGCUGCAAGUAUUGAUCUUAAAUUCCUCUUGUAGAUGCCCCUGAAGUACGCUUGCCAAACAUUUUCAGUUAGUUAUUAACCCUUCUAGUGUUGCUCACUAGACCAUUUGUUUGCCACUCUUUUUAAACUAAAGUGCUCUUGUUAGUCGCUCCUGUGAUGAGCAUCUUUUUUUUUUCUAUCUCUCUCUCUCUGAGUGGUUGCAAAAGCAUAGUUGUCCAGGUGUUACGAUACUCUUCAACUAAUCAUUAGUGUGUGUGUGGCCGUAAAACGUUUUAAAUCGCCUGUGUUUCUACCUCUUAGUUAGAUGGGCUUGUUUCUGUUGUCCGGGGUCUAAUGACGUCUGAAAACCCCACACCGUCUUUUUGAUUUGCUCUUGGCCUGAUCACAAAAUACUUAAGAGUUAACCAGAACUGUAGCGUGUUUCUGAGGGUUCUGAUCUUCCAGGUGACGUUAAUGUGGGAAAAUAGUAUGAGGGCAGGUUGGUGGCGUUUUUAAAUUGAUGAAAUGAUUGGCUCAUGUCCCUGGCCAAAACAAUACAGAGAAAUGUUACUCAUGCGACGUGUGUUUGUGUGUGUGCGCGCGUGUGUGUAGGUGUGUGCGGCAGGUUUGGAUUAUACUUGUAAUCAUGAUUAUUGUGCACCUCUAUUGCUUUAAUGUCAAUAAAGUUAAGAACACGAGCAGCA